This is a messenger RNA of Diachasma alloeum, 723 nucleotides long. RefSeq lists its product as uncharacterized. The transcript has a single exon. Lineage: Eukaryota; Metazoa; Arthropoda; Insecta; Hymenoptera; Braconidae. The coding region runs from base 1 to 723 and encodes 240 amino acids. The record is from RefSeq and is a predicted model, not a curated record.
AUGCAACAGGAAGGUCAAUUAAGACUAUUAACGUUCAAAGUAGAGACUCUGAUGGAGAUAUAUCAUGACCUCCCGCAGGACGCUGAAACCGAAGAGGACCUCACCCUAGAAGAAUUAGACGGGCACAAGGGGAUAAUCGAGGCAGAAUGGAGCGAGUAUUUUCAGAUUUAUGCCAAUCUAGCCGAGUUUCUUCCCCCUGAUCACGAGUAUGUCAACGAAAUGAUCCAUGAACGAGCCACCAGGACAAGACGACAAGCCCUGAUGCUCAUUGCUCGGCUGAAGGGUCAACUGGCAAGGAAGAAGGACUCAAUUAGCAGCUCAACGGAUCAAAGCCAGGCAAAUCAGCUGAAGCGUCUUGACAUCAAGCCAUUUGAUGGGAAACCGGAGGAAUGGAAGGAGUUCAGUGACCUUUUCUUGUCACUGGUGAGAAAUGUCACGUCAAUUCCACCAGUACAGAAAUUGGUGAGACUUAAGGGAUGCCUGAGAGGUCCUGCAGCAGCUCCCCUCUCUACCUUUCAGGCCAAAAACGAAAACUACGAAAAGGCUUGGCAGAAACUCACCAGGAAGUACGAGGACCCUAGACUCGUCGCUCAGUCGCUGUUCAACAGAAUCCUGACGCUGCCGAAAAUCACCCAAGCAACAGAAGAGAACCUCAGCGCCAACGGAGCAGCCGCAUUGGAGACCCUCGAUCAACUACAACGGAAAACAGCGCUGAACAGCUGA